This is a messenger RNA of Metarhizium acridum CQMa 102, 795 nucleotides long. The record is from RefSeq and is a predicted model, not a curated record. NCBI's taxonomy places the organism in Eukaryota, Fungi, Ascomycota, Sordariomycetes, Hypocreales, Clavicipitaceae.
AUGGCCAACGAUGAAUAUGAUGUACGGACUGCCCCUCCCUUGCCCCUCGAUAUUGCUGCGCAAUCACUAACGAUAGGGGCCCUGCCGCCCGUGACAGUUCCUCUUCAAAGCCGAUUUACCCGAAAUGAGUUCAACCUGGACUCCAAGUCCACCAUCGGUGUCGAAUUUGCCACCAGAUCGAUUCAGGUCGAUUCCAAAACAAUCAAGGCGCAGAUUUGGGAUACUGCUGGACAGGAACGCUAUCGCGCUAUUACGUCUGCCUACUACCGUGGUGCUGUCGGUGCCCUACUCGUCUACGACAUCAGCAAACAUCAGACUUACGAGAACGUCACCCGAUGGCUGAAGGAGCUGCGGGAUCACGCCGAUGCUAACAUUGUCAUUAUGCUCGUCGGCAACAAAAGCGAUUUGAGGCAUCUCAGGGCUGUGCCCACUGAUGAAGCCAAAUCCUUUGCCAGUGAAAAUCACUUGUCAUUCAUCGAGACGUCAGCUUUGGAUGCCAGCAACGUUGAGCUUGCCUUCCAAAACAUCCUCACUGGUACGGAAUCUAUUUUCAUUGGUGUGCCAUUAAGGCUCUCGACAGCGGCGAUGGCGCUCAGGCCACGAUCGGAGCUGGAACCAACAUCUCGCUCAGCAAGCCGGCUGACGACGAGUCCGCUAAGAGCGGCAAAUGCUGCUAAUCAAUCUCAGCACACAGCCCACCACAGUUAUGCGUGGGCUUGGGAUAGAUACCACAUGUCUCGCACGGCUGUUGGGAACGCAUGGGAAGAGUCUUUCGGCGCAGAAUUGAGGAAAUGA